UUGAAUAUUUUGCUGAGAACGUCAAGUUGUACAGCUGGCGUCAAUAAAUACCCAAAACAGUCGUCUUUUUCAACGGAGAAGAAAAAGUUGAAAAAAUUGUAAAGUCAGUCUCUCCGACUCUUCCUUCCUUCCGUGUUCACCAUUGCUACACGUUCUCCACGAACUUUCCGAUGCCCAGUCGUCGGAGACAUAGCUACACCGUCGGAUCUCCUGCAACCACAUCUUCCAAUUACAGUAACACUACUUUCACCGAUCGUUCCUUCCCGACAACCCCUGCCCGUACAUCCACCGACACAACCACCUCCAUCGCUCGUCGCAUCUCCGGUAUCUUCAUCAACUGCUUCACUCCUCCCGAUUCCGUUUCCUCCAACUACAUCGACAAUUCAAAGUCCUCUUCCGACAAUAAUAUCCGUAGUAGACGUAGCUCAACAGGAAGUAGUAGUGUACAGAGGAGUUAUGGAAAUGCAAACGAAACAGAGCAUACAAGAUUCACCUUCGAUGAAAUCUACGACGCGACCAAGAACUUCUCUCCGUCCUUUAGGAUCGGACAAGGCGGUUUUGGCACUGUUUACAAGGUCAAACUCAGAGAUGGCAAAACCUUUGCUGUGAAACGUGCCAAAAAGAGUAUGCAUGACGACCGUCAAGGUGCAGAUGCAGAGUUUAUGAGUGAGAUUCAGACAUUAGCUCAAGUUACUCAUUUGAGUUUGGUUAAAUACUAUGGAUUUGUUGUUCAUAACGACGAGAAGAUUCUCGUUGUGGAGUAUGUAGCCAAUGGAACUCUUAGAGAUCACUUGGAUUGUAAGGAAGGAAAGACUCUCGACAUGGCGACUCGGUUAGAUAUCGCAACCGAUGUAGCUCAUGCCAUAACCUAUCUUCACAUGUAUACACAGCCACCUAUCAUCCACAGAGAUAUCAAAUCUUCAAACAUUCUCCUCACUGAGAAUUACAGAGCCAAGGUUGCUGAUUUCGGGUUUGCAAGAUUAGCUCCAGAUACUGAUUCAGGAGCCACGCAUGUGUCAACACAAGUCAAAGGAACCGCUGGUUACUUAGACCCAGAGUACUUAACAACGUAUCAACUCACAGAGAAAAGUGACGUCUACUCUUUUGGUGUACUGCUCGUCGAGCUUCUCACAGGUCGGCGUCCCAUCGAGCUUAGCAGAGGACAAAAAGAACGCAUCACCAUUAGAUGGGCGAUCAAGAAGUUCACGAGUGGAGAUACGAUAUCGGUAUUGGACCCGAAGCUAGAACAGAAUUCAGCGAACAACUUAGCAUUAGAGAAGGUAUUGGAGAUGGCGUUUCAAUGUCUAGCUCCUCAUAGACGUUCGAGACCAAGCAUGAAAAAAUGCAGUGAGAUUUUGUGGGGAAUUCGUAAAGAUUACAGAGAGUUGCUCAACACAAGUCUUUGAUGAUAUUAUUCUCUACGCUUAUAUAAUAUGGUUUUGAAUACACAAUUAUAUAUUAUUUGUUUGAAUAUUAAUUUGUCAUACACGAUGCAUUCUUGUACGAGAAUUGUUGAUUUGUAAUUGAUUUUGAAAUUUGUAGUAUUAUAUUAACGUGUAUUUGGUGUUAAUAAAUUGAGUUAUUAUCAUUCUAUCUGGACCUGGCUGUUU
Arabidopsis thaliana (thale cress) is the source of this 1610-nucleotide messenger RNA. It is a transcript of the gene CRCK2, whose product is annotated as calmodulin-binding receptor-like cytoplasmic kinase 2. Bases 171 to 1406 code for a protein of 411 amino acids. The record is from RefSeq and is marked reviewed. Gene Ontology annotation, molecular function: ATP binding; protein kinase activity; protein serine kinase activity. Gene Ontology annotation, cellular component: cytoplasm. The transcript is spliced from 7 exons. Lineage: Eukaryota; Viridiplantae; Streptophyta; Magnoliopsida; Brassicales; Brassicaceae.